ACUCUAUUCAUACGUUUCCUUUUACCACCAAAAUUACUUAAAGCGAACCUUCUCUCUUAUCCCAGAAGACAACAACACAACUUUCAGUUCAGUUCCAGAACUCUCUGCAAACGGCGCCGUCUUCGAUCCUCAGUUUGUACAAUAUCAAGAAUAAAUCAUUGUAUGUGGAGUAUGGGGGACAGCGAAACAGUUGUUGCUCAAAGUCAAACAGCUUCCAUGGUGGGAUACGAGCCAGUGGGCUACGCAUCUGCUGGCUAUGCUGAUGGGAGCUCUAAUGUCGUUUCCGAGGCCACUGAUAGCUCUCUAGCGCAAGAAUCUCAUGUCGGUACUGGAAAUGAAGCCGUGGAGUCGUCCCAGACUGCCGGUUAUGAUUCUUCUGCGAAUGGCCCUGCUGUUGUGGGAUCUGUAGAGAAUGGGAGUGUUUCGGAAAAUGCUGGUGGGGCUGUUGAUGAGCAGCAAUACGUGGAUGGUUCUGUGAUGUCUACCGAAGAAGAAAGGCUGUGGAACAUUGUGAAGGCAAAUUCUUUAGAUUUUAACACCUGGACGGCUUUGAUUGAAGAGACAGAGAAGGUUGCAGAGAAUAACAUACUGAAGAUCAGAAAAGUUUAUGAUGCUUUUUUAGCAGAGUUUCCUUUAUGUUAUGGAUACUGGAAAAAGUAUGCAGAUCACGAGGCUCAUUUGGGCUCCAUUGAUAAAGUUGUUGAGGUUUAUGAGCGAGCAGUUCAGGGGGUUACCUAUUCAGUUGACAUUUGGUUGCAUUACUGCAUAUUUGCCAUAAGCACAUAUGGAGAUCCAGAGACCGUUAGAAGGUUCUUUGAGCGAGGAUUAGCUUAUGUGGGAACUGAUUACUUGUCCUUCCCCCUUUGGGACAAGUAUAUUGAAUAUGAAUAUAUGCAGCAGGAGUGGAGUCGCCUUGCCAUGAUUUAUACAAGGAUAUUAGAAAAUCCAAAUCAACAACUGGACCGCUAUUUCAACAGCUUUAAGGAACUAGCUGGAAACCGGCCUCUUUCAGAAUUAAGAACUGCCGAAGAAGCUGCUGCUGUAACAGGUGCAUCUUCAGAAGCUGCUCCUGCAACAGUUGCAUCUUCAGAAGCCGCUGACCAAGUAAAUGGGGAAGAGGUUCAUACUGAGGCUACAGAUCAAUCAAAUAAACCUGUAAGUGCUGGCUUAACAGAAGCAGAGGAGUUGGAGAAGUAUAUCGCCAUUAGAGAAGAGAUGUAUAAGAAAGCUAAAGAGUUCGAUUCUAAGAUCAUUGGUUUUGAAACAGCUAUCAGGAGGCCUUACUUUCAUGUGCGGCCCCUCAAUGUUGCAGAACUUGAAAAUUGGCAUAACUACCUGGAUUUUAUAGAGAGAGAAGGAGAUCUUAACAAGGUGGUCAAGUUGUAUGAAAGAUGCCUAAUAGCAUGUGCAAAUUAUCCUGAAUACUGGGUUCGAUAUGUUUUGAGCAUGGAAGCCAGUGGAAGUUUGGAUCUUGCCAAUAAUGCGCUUGCUCGUGCAACCCAAUUGUUUGUUAAGAGACAGCCAGAGAUUCACCUUUUUGCUGCUCGGUUCAAAGAACAAAGUGGGGAUAUACUAGGUGCUCGUGCUGCCUAUCAACUCGUACAUUCUGAAAUUUCACCAGGUCUGCUAGAAGCAAUCAUAAAGCACGCAAACAUGGAACAUCGGCUGGGUAAUCUGGAAGAUGCGUUUUCUUCAUACGAACAGGCCAUUGCCAUUGAAAAAGGAAAAGAACAUUCACAGACAUUGCCUAUGCUAUUUGCUCAAUAUUCACGGUUUGCCUACUUGGUAGCUGGGAAUGCUGAAAAAGCUAGGGAGAUAUUAGUUGAAGCACUAGAACAUGUUCAAUCGUCAAAACCACUUCUUGAGGCACUUAUUCAUUUUGAGUCAACACAGUCCGGACCAAAGCAGAUUGACUACCUUGAUUCAUUGGUCCAGAAGUUCAUAGAGCCUAACUCAGAGAACCCCAAUGUUGCUAGUGUUGCUGAGAGAGAGGAGCUAUCUAGCAUCUUUCUGGAGUUCUUAAAUCUCUUUGGAGAUGCACAGUCUAUCAAGAAGGCUGAGGAUCGACAUGCCAAGCUCUUCCUACCCCAUAGGAGCACAUCAGAAUUGAAAAAGCGCCACGCUGAGGAUUUUCUAGCAUCGGAUAAAACAAAAUUAGCCAAAUCUUACUCGGGUGUUCCUUCACCUGUUCAGUCCUUGAUGGGAACAUAUCCAAAUACACAGAACCAGUGGGCUGCUGGUUAUGGUGCUCAGCCUCAAGCCUGGCCGCCAGCCAUGCAAGCUCAGGGACAGCAGUGGGCACCUGGUUAUACCCAACAGGCUGCAUAUGGGGCAUACGGUGGUUAUGGUAGCAACUACACUAAUCUACAAGUGCCUGCUUCUGCGCCGCAGAGUGCUGCUUAUGCUGCUGCUGCUGCUGCUUAUCCUCCUACAUAUCCUGCCCAGCAGAGCUACCCUCCGCAGAGCUAUGCCCAGCCGACCGCAACAGCAGCAGCGGCUGCAGCUCAGCAACCUGCUUCAGCUACGCAGGCCUAUUAUGGCAGUUACUAUUGAGAUGGCGAAAUAACUAGGGCAAUAUGUUGCCACUUGGUAGUCCUUUUUAAAAUUUUUCCCCUUUUGGUCCUCGGCUAUUUAUAGGACGUUGAGUUCUUCAUACCUUUUUUUUUUUUUUUUUGGGGUGAACAUUUGCAUGUAGCUAACGAAGAUCUUAGGACAGUAAACAGAAAUAUGGGUUAGUGAAUCACUUUAGGUGACCUUGGUCAUUGUAUUUUAGUUACUAUCAAGCUUUAGUUUUCACA
Molecule: messenger RNA, 2798 nt
Organism: Morus notabilis
Lineage: Eukaryota; Viridiplantae; Streptophyta; Magnoliopsida; Rosales; Moraceae
Product: pre-mRNA-processing factor 39
Exons: 15
Coding region: 163-2553 (796 amino acids)
Biological process (GO): RNA processing; mRNA 5'-splice site recognition
Cellular component (GO): U2-type prespliceosome; commitment complex; U1 snRNP
Molecular function (GO): protein binding
Source: RefSeq, a predicted model, not a curated record